CAGAAUAUCUGUGGAGAUGAUAUAGGUUCCCUUCAUAAUGAAGACUUUGGAGCUGGAAGUACGGGCCACAACCAGUAUCAAAGGAAAGAGGCCAUGGCCAAGGAUUGUGUGGGUUGGGAAGGAACCAGAAAAUCUAUUUCUACUGGAUGCUGGGCGAAUUAGUGUGCUGUAUGUUUCAUCUGGUCAGACCAAGCGUAAAAUUUCUAGACUGUCUCCAUUGGUGAAAAGUACAGCCUACAACUCUUGCACAAAAAAUGGGUUGUUUGUAGUUGGCUUGCUUGAAUCGGGAAAUGUUUUCUUGUGGCACAAAGAUCAGGACUUUCUCAAGAUGGUGACUGGGUUGUCAAACAUUGCACCCACUGAAAACAUUCGUCCAGGCAACAGCAGACUGUUUGUCUCUGAUGACUGCUUAAAGAUUCUCGUUAUCUUGAACAACAGUCUCUUCUACCUGUGGCAGAUGGAUGCUCAAGAAAGUAUCAAUAACCCCAGAGAUUCUGCUCUUUAUGGAAGAUGGAUGCAAAUAAAUGUUCCUGACAAAAUUCCAAUUCCUUCUUCUGACUGUUCGGAAGCAACUUUGAGUGCUUUGUUCUAUUCAAGUCAGGUGCUUGGAGAUUGCUGUCAGUGUUCUGUGGUCUUCAACGACAACAACAAAUUCUGUGUGAGCACACUACACCUGCGCUUCUCUGAGCUUCAACACAUCAAUAACGACAGUGUCCUCACUGUCCAGUGGUCUAGUAAUCAGUAUCCCAUGCAGACUAUUAAUGCUGACUGUGAGCCAAUUAGAGCGAAGGGUUCAUAUGUUGUGUCCUACUCUCAGGAUGGUCAGGUGCUCGCUGUAGCAGCCAAUCAGAGACGACCUGUGAACACAUGCAUGCUGUUCCUCUCGCCACUCACGGAGACGUUUCAUGUGUCGGACAUGAGGGGCUGUGGAGUCGCCAAUCCUGGAAACAAGUCCGGAAGAUGGUACUGGGUGUGUGAUAUGUCGUGGACCUAUGACAGCCUGUUUCUGGCUUGUAUCCUGAACAACGGAUCUGUCUGUCUGCUGUCCAGACUGGGAGAACCUCUCGCGAUUCACACAUCUGGCUAUAAUAUCGAUAUGGGACCCUCUCGCUUUCUGCCACUGCAUCCCAUCAUUUUAAUACAACAAGAUCAACACGCUGAUAUUGAACCACAGGAGUCUGUUGAAGAUCCCUUCAGACAGAUGGUAUCUGUGUCUGCCCAUCCUUCAUUGCCAGUCUUUCUCUUCUCUGACGGAUACACAGUCACCGUGGUUCAGUUGCCACACGAUAUUAACUGCCUGACCUUCAUGCGGGACCUUGUUAUCGACUCGACAAAACAUCUAAACCACAUCAGGGAGAGCAACAGUUUAAACAUGUCUCUGGCCAAUGCAUACAAUGUUCCUUCAGACAGAACAAAUCACCAUUCUGCAGCUAGAAAGAAAGACUCUGGAAAAGACGGACAUCUUCCGAGUAAGUCUCGGUAUAUGUUUGAGGAGCCAGAUGCCUUGAUGAAUGAAACUCAGGACAGUGAGGUCAGUUUUGCCCUUGAAAGUAAUGCUGGGUUUCCUCAGAUACAGAAUCUCAGCUCGGGGAAGAUCAUGUUUGGCGAACCAGAGAUGAUACUUGCAACCUGCGAUGCUUCAUUUCUCAGCAUGCAGGAACAGGAGGCCAUCAUGGAACAUCUGAAGCAUGCAAAACUUUCCCUCUUUACAUCUUGGAAACUUUCAGCUUCGUGUAGUGAACCUUGGACUGAAGGUCUCGAUAAAAUGGCAAAACAGACCAUCAGCAACAUUGUUAAAAUGUUCACACUGAUAUUGGAUUGUUCUGAAGUGAACAGUCUUGUGCAGACUACGACCAGGGUUAAGAAUCCGGGUCUGUUUCAGGUGGUGACUGUCUACAGAAAGAUGCUGGAGGUGCUGCAGUUUGACAUAUUCCAACAACAUCUGAUUCCCGUCGCUCUGCAACUAGCUAACAGCAUCGUGCACCUCAUCAUGAACAGUCCAGGACUGGCCCAGCUGGAGCCCAGGUUAAAUACACUAAAUGGCUGCUUUGAUAUUCUGAAAUUCACAGAGAGAAAACUAAAUCAGAAUUAUGUCUGGUUUCCUAAAUCAGUCUCAUCAAAACUAGAUUCACCACAGAGGCAUUUGUAUCCACAAGAUCAAUUUGAGCCUGCAGUUGCUCAGACUCCACAAGUUGAUCACAGCAAAUCUGUUGCCCUGCUCAGCAGUCAACUUAUUUCAAAACGGCUUGCGGCAAUAUGGUCGUCACUGUACGAGAACUUGAUCGCGUUCCAGUCAAGCCAGUGUAAAACCGAGGAAGAAUACCGCCGUUCCCAGAAUCUGAUGUGUGCGAUACAAGAGACCCUGCAGCUCAGCGAGACCCCCAUACCACAGCAUGUCUCAGACAAAGUUAACCCAGGAGAUAAACACAGUGUUGAUGGACAUCAUACCCAGGCUCUCAAUGCUUGGAAAGAGCAGCUGAAGGAAUUUGCAGCUGAAGAGAAUCAUCCAAAGGCUGCAAAGCUGAUGCACUCUCUACUGUACACACACCUUAUUCAGGGAGAACUCCUCACUGCUGUGGACUUUGUCGACCACCUCAUUCUGAGAGCCAACGUUCCAGCCAGUGUUGAUGUAGAUCAUCUGUCUCUGAUCACGUCCCUGGAGUCACGACUUCCACUGAUGACUCUUGUUACUGACACGCUGAAACCACUGGCAUUUGAAAGUCCAGACAUGGUUCCCUGCAUCCAAGAUAGGAGCAUUCGGCAAGUUGUUCAGACAAUGGCCAGGUUUAUGGCAGCCUAUUUCAGUAACAAGGCCGUUUACGUUUUCCCACCGCACAAUCCUCAACCUCUCCCAGCCAUUCACUGGGACACAGCCAUAGUCAACAAGCGGAUUAUUCUCCAGUACCAUGAGGACAUCAGCAGACUGAUCCGACAGAACAACCUGAGUGCUGUCUGGAACGUCCAGCGCACUCUGGAGUAUCUGUUGCUCAGUGGCCUGGUGUGUGAAGCCACGUGGUUUGCAGACACCUUGGGAGACUGGAAAGCAUCUUUCCUCAUGGCAGUAGCUUGUACACAUCACAGAGCUAUUGCCCCCACGGUUUACAACAAACCAAGAAAACCACUGCUGCUUCCUGAAUUCUUGUCGCCAAGCAACAUUCUACAGAGAAAGUUAAAGCUCUUGAUUAAUCAUGGCAACAAAGAUGCUCAAUUUGACUCAAAGACUUUAACACAAGACACGAUCAUAGUUGAUAACACAACGGACCUACAUCAGUUGACCCAGACUCUGGAGGACAUCAUGACAACAGCCGUUGUCAGCAGGGUGGACAUCGUACCCUGGCUGUUCACUGAGUUGGUAGACAGUCUCAGAACGCUGGUUUCAAACUUCCAGACCAUUGUUCCUCAAGACUUCUACCUGCCAGCACCACCGCUCUACUGUCCACAGCCCACAGACCAGUCUGCGGCAGAGAAAAGGGAGAUAAUGCUAAGAAGAAGAGCUGCCUCCAUCAUUCAGUUGAUUCUGGCUGUUCUUAAAGCCAGCCAUCUGUCACUGUCGGUGAUUAGCUGGUAUGUGAACGCACUGAACAACAUCCAGGAGAAGGCGUGUAGCUUUAAGGCAAAUACAGAAGGCCCGUGUUGUGAGUUACCCGAGAUGCUAGAACAGUUCUUGUCAGUGCAAACACCACUGUCGUUACAUGACAACUCCAAAUCAGUGCAGACUGUAUUGCAAGGUUUCCGAGAUUUCUGCACCAUCAUGUGGAUGAUACAUUCACGUGACAUGCUGUCUCAAAACCUCCGGAAUAGGGAGAAGUACCUUGAAAAGAUCAGUUAUCAAGAUUAUACAAAGACUGACUGGGAGCGGACUGAGCAUGAGAAGUGGAUGAAGGAAUGCUUCACCAACCUGCAGUGGGCCGUCAACCUUCUGGCCUUCAGCCGAUUCCUGCCAGAUGAAGGGAGCAUAUACAAGAUCGUCUUGUCACUUCUUAUGGAGUUGCCUCAGCGGGAAGAUGUUGCAGACAUCCUUGCUGAAUUUUUUUACGACAUGGAAAACCUGGAUGCAGAGGUUCAGGAGAAACUGGAUAAGAUUCUCUUUGACUGGCAGAUGGUUAUUGUCAAACCUGAGGAUGACGGCAAAUCGGCUAAAGAAUGUGCCGAAGAUGAUGCUAAUGAUGGACGUAAAUCGGUCACAUUCUUCGAUGCUUCUCCGAGAGGGAAAUCACUGUCUGUGUAUUUUCACAAACAGAGUCAAAUUAUGGGCAAAGUUUUGAAGAAGAAAAGCAAAUGUUUUGGCAGUUACAGUGAAUUUGUCUUCGAUCCAAGUGAUAAUCAUUCUCAGAGCAAACUGAACAUCGGUUCCAGACCAUUUGAGACAAGACUUUUUUAUUUUGAGUUUCUCGACACCUUUGCUUCAGUAUGUUUUGCACGUUUGCUUGAAAAUGAACCACAGCAACUAAGUGUUAAAAAUUAUCCACUGUUGGCUCCUUGGGUUGAUGAGAUUUCUUCACUUCAGUUGUCUGCAUUUGCAGAAAAAUCUUCUGGCAGUGCGGAGAAGAAGCAUUCACUUGUUGUGCUGAAAUCAUCCCAGGACAGGACACACAAUGUACAAAGGAGAGAGGACAUCCAGAACCUCCGCAAAGAAUGUCCGAGACAUCUGUUUGCAGAUCAUUCCAAAGAGGACCUGAUGAAAGCCGAGGGAUUGUUUCGUAGUAGAAGUGUUACAAAUAUCGCCGGUGAGAAUAGCUCUGAUGACCUGGUGGAUUAUGUCAGUGUCAGUGAGAGAAAUCGAGUGAAGGGCAGUCAGCAGAAUUUGAGCGAGCUUGCAGCACGGUUCUCUCACUCUGAAGAGGCUCUGUACAAACAACCAGAACAUCCGGAACACCAUGGGUGGAGUUUGAACGUCAACUUUGGAAGGAAGUACAUGCCCUUGGCAAAACGUCUCGAGUGGCUGGAGGCUUGGAAUAAAAAACUUCACUCUCUGGGAAUGGGAUCCAGAGAGCAGAAGUUUGAGUUCAGGCCAAGGAUUAAGAUCUCCAUUCCCGCUCAACUGAUUCUCCUGUCUGUGUGGCUGUUAGAACACAAGUACAACCCAAACAGGUUGAUGCCAGUCUGUCCGCCACAUCCGAACCCACUGGACAACAGAUUGCAGAAGAAAAGAAUUAAACACAUUGACCGCACAAAAACUGGCAGUCCAAAUGAUUCAUUGAGAUCUCGGUCAUCCAUUUCCAAACAAAGGCAGACGCCAUUGAGAUCAUCCCUGCAGAGGUCAAGGAGCCUUUCUCCUCAACAGAGUAGCAAAGGUGGCAGUCCAGACAGUGGUUCAGUGCUGAACAGAUCCGAUUUACUCGAAGAACAAAGUGUGCAGACAGCUUAUAAACAGCUGCUGAAUGGGCCUGAAGAUAGUAGUUCUCUUGAAGUGAGUUCUUUGGACACUGAAGAUUUAAAUGCAGAGCUUCGUGCUACCUACCAAUCCUUAAAAAGAACUGGAAGCCCCAACAGACAGGAAAGUAUCUCUCAGUCCAUGUUAAGACGUACACUUUUACAACAUGGAGAAUCUCCUGACAGACGACACGGCUCCAGACUGUUUUCUAGCAGGUCUCCAGUAGAUAAACUUAGAAAAUCGUCAUCACUGAAAGGAAGCUUGAAUCAUCAAGCUUCUUUGAGUGCACAUCGCUCUCAGAGUCGAUCUCCAAGUCCUCACACAGGGCGCAAUCCAUCAAGUCCUCGCCACUCUCCAAGUAGAUCUCCAAGUCCUCACACAGGACGCAGUCCAUCAAGUCCGCACCGAGGUCGAUCACAGCUGACCACAGCACAACAAGUGUCUGGUACGGGUGACUUAGCUCAUCAGCUUCAGAACAUAGUGAGGACUGAGAUGAGAAGAAUAAUGGAGGUUCAGCAUAAAAGUCUGAUGGCAAUGAUGGGAGCCAUUGAUGAUCCAGACCAAGAGACAUCAAUAGGAAGUCGGACAGGAAUAAAGGACGGGGACAAAACUUUACACGUGGAAGAGUUACACUCAUCUAGAUCGAGAGGUGCAGGGAGAGGCAGCCAGGUUAGAGGAAUCCUGAAAGAAUUGAAAAAUCUUCAACAGAGAGUUGAUGAACCUCACCAAUUCCAGUCACUUCAGGAUUUAUCUCACAGGGGCAGAAAUGCAUAUCUUCAAAACAAGGAAAAUCUUUCAUCAUUACCACUUGAUAUCUCAGCUUUGAGAGGAAGUGAAAGAUAUCCAAAUGUUUAUCCUGCAUUUAGCCAGGAGAGAGACAUUCCUCUGUAUGAACCUGAUCGCAUUCCAAAGUUUCUACGAAUUCCAGCAGAGAAAGACACCAGCAGUGAGGAUCUGCAUUUACCAAGAGUUCCACUUCAGGCUUGGUCAGAGGACAGCAUGCCUCCAGCUUAUGGGUCUAGCUUCACUAAGAUGCCUCUGUUGAGACUGGAUGGAGGAUACCCACACAGCAAUCUGUUCCACAGUUUCCACAAUCCAGCAGAAGAACAUUUCCCGCUAUUUCCAGCACCACAAGAGUCUGUGCUUACUCAUCAACGUCCGGCUGGUGAUGUGCCGCUAGUUCCUAUGCCAUCACAUCCAAUACCAUCUGGGCCAUUUGGGAUCCCACUGUUAAGAAUUUCAAGACCAGAUACACAGUUUAUGAAUGUUAUUCAACCCUCGUUUGGACGCUUUGUUGAUCCUAGUGCUGUUUUGGCUCAUGAAGAAGAAAUUCACAAGCAAGAGAUGGAAAAGCAAAAGCAUUUACAAGAUUUUCACAAACAUCUUGUACAUGAUCACACCGAACUGGAUGCUCAGCGGUUCGGGGAACAACUUCUGAGGGUGGAUCUCAAGACCCAGAAAGUCAGGGAAGAUUAUGAGGAAAAAAGAAGUCGAUCUCAAUCUCCGAGAAGAACACAAAGAAUGUCUCCAACACGAUCACAGACGCCUCAAAGUCCUCAGAUAAGUUCAGUACACGAAGAAGAAGAAAGUCAGGAGUAUGAAACCGAAAAAGAACAAGAAGAAAAUGAGUAUGAAGAAUCAGCUGAAACAGCAAAUGAAAAACUAAAUGAUGGAUACGCAAUGAGACCUGGAGCAUUUGAAGCCUACUUAGAGUUGGGUAAAGAACUGGGGAUUAAUGAUGACACCGACGCCAAGUUCCAGUACCAGCUGGCUAUGAAGCUGAAACAGCAGCAGAAAAGAAGACGGAAGAAGGUGGACUUUUCCACGAUGACACAAGAGCUGAUUGACAGUAGUAUGGCAACGGACCCAGCUAUGGAAGUUGUGAGGACAGCAGAGGCUGCCACCUCUAUUACUAAAGAUACAGGUACAGACCCGAUUCAGGAAGCGCUGAUAGAGUACAACCGGACACGCCAAGGGGGGGUCCUCCCACCAGACAUCUUCUUGGGACUCAAGUUUGGAGACCAGCCAGAAGAACAGGGAAUGGAGGUCAAGGAAAAGGGUCGUGGAAGGUCGUAUCUUAAUGUUGUUGACAUUCGUGCAUCAACUGUACUGAAAGAUAUUGCAGAAAAACCAAGUGAAGAUACCAUCCAAGCUGAUGCUACACUGAAAGGAACAUCACUUACACUUUCUCAGGCUAGAAAAGCUAGAGAAGACAUGGAUGUCUUUGAAGAGAGCCUGAGAACCGAGCUGGAGCCGAGGAGACGUCCGACAUACGAUUCAGUGACAGUGAGGAUGUUUGAAACACACGCACGCGGACGGGAGACUGGGGUUUCUGUUGCCGUUAUGCCACGUGAAGUAUGUCGGGAAUCGAAAAUGGCGAUGAUCAAACGUCUCUGUGAAAUGAAUCAUCAAAUGGAGGCCAUCGACAGAAUGUCACAGAACAUUGAAUCAGAUUUCCAAAACACUAAGCUGCUUGUGAAUACCAUUGAGAGAAUUGGAGAAGCCAUAGAUCCACAAGUUCGGAGCACAGAAAUGCAAGAUGAGGACAUAGAAGCUCAAGAUGUGAUUCCAAGUCCGAAGGUAUCUUCAAGAUCACCAAAGAUAAGGGCUCAAGUUGCUUCAAGAAUGUCCAAGUCUGCAGAAAUAAGUCCUGAGAUAAGUCGCAUAUCAGGGUUGAGUGGAAUUAGCGACAUUAUAGGGGAGAUAAUUGCAGAAGGAGGCAUUGACCUGGAGGAGGCUGGACUUUCCCCAAGGGAGGCAGACAGGCUCGCUAAGCAAGCCAGGAAACAGCCAUCAGAUGACAAUCUGCGAGUGAGUAUGGAGAAACUGAAAAACAUUGUCAGCCAAACUGAGCUUAAAUCAGACAAGCACGACUCCGAGUGGCGUGAGGAGAUUCGUGAGUGGAUGGAGGAGAAACGACAGGAGAGGCAGGAAGCUUACAAGAAACACCGAGCAGACCUGCGUGAACGUGAAGUGAAGCCGUACAAACCUAGCAGAGAGGCAGAGCUGGGUACUCUUGGAAGUGAAGCUCUCCUGGAAACACGCAAAGAUCGUGAAGAAAUGCGCGAGAAACAGAAACGACAAAACAUGAUGCGUCGCAUGCAGGAAGCCGAACUUUUGGUGGGCAGUUUGAUUGUUGAAAAACCGGACCUGCCACCAUCACCACGAAAAGAAACUCUUACAAAGACUUCACCAAAGCUGACACAGAGAUCAGCAUCGGUAAAAAUGUUACCAGUGCAGUCUCGAAGAGCACCCACUGAUGCUGCUGCUCAUAAAAUCUUAAAACCAACUAUUGCCAGAAAGGGACCUACAGUGUCGACCAAACAGAUGGUAGAUAGGACAAGAACUGUUAAGGAUGAUGUCCAGAAGCCGCGGCGAGGCAUUCUGAAGAGGUCCAUCAGUCCAUCAAGAGAACUAGACAUACCUGCUCGUGUGGACAGCAUGGAGGCUGAUCUGACUAUGGGAUCCAGUACAGAGCUGCUUGAUUAUGCUUAUGCUGUGGAACAGAUGGAACGGGAACAGCUGUCGUAUCGAGAACCUCAAAAACAAGUUUCACGUCCAGAACCUGAACAACAGGCAGACAUCAAACCCUAUAAGCCAAAGUCGUUUAAACAGCUUGUGCGAUUGCAAAGGCCUGAGGUCACAAGAAAAGUAGCUGAAUUGAAACCUGAUCGAAUCCCCAUGCCAGGUCCAACCGACUUUGAGCAGAAUAUCAGCCAGAGUAGACAGACAACGGCCCGUGACUCCACUGUGGAAGAAAAGAUGAGGUUGUAUGGAUCCAAGCACAUACCCAGUUCUUCCAAAGUGAUAAAUGUGUCUCCACGCAGAGUGAAAACAUACACAGAACGUCUUCAAGAGAUGAAACCACGACAAAAGUAUUCCACCCCAAUCAUCCCUCAUCAGCACCUCUCGGCAUCAGCUCGGACACCCUCAGUGCGUUCUGUGGCCAGCCGACGUCCGAAAGGCCCACCGCACAAACCACAGACCUAUGUAGAACAGUUACAGAAACUCAAUGCUGGAGCUGUUAAAAAGUUUAAAGGUAGCAAGACAGUUACUAUCCAGCCUCGUACAGUGUUGAAAGCCAGAAAGCCUAUUCACAAACCUAAAACAUAUUCGGAACAGUUACGGGCACUUCAACCACCAAAAGAAUUAUACCGAACAGAAAGAUCUCAGGGUCGAAAGACAGUGCUGCCUCGUGGGCGGGGCACCACCCGGUCUCGCCCUUACAGUGAUCCUUACCGCACAAUGCAGGAGGACAUUGACGAGGGCUGGGAUGUCAAGUCGGAACUCAGUGACUGGACGGUCGAUGAUUACGUCAAAGAGCUGAUAUAUGGUGAUGAUGCUAGCUCCAUGUACUACCCAGUUGGAUCUGUGGACUACCAGAUGUCUGAAGGUGUGUCUGACUACUUCGACUACGUAAUGGGUGAUGACUACACCGCAUCUGUGGACGUUGAUGAAAUUGCAAACAUUGCUGAUGCUGCAUCUAUUGACAGCGGCAGUGUACUCAGCGUUAUUGACUGGGAUGCUGUUGACCAGAUAAUAGCUGAUGUGGAUUAGAUACAUUAGAACAAGGAGUGAUGAAGAUUAGAUACAUUUGAACAAGGUCUUUGGUCCUGCACCUUCGACUUUGAUAAUUUAAGUAUAUAUAAGUGUUGUUCUAAUAGAAGCAUAAGCAUCAUCACCAGAAAGGGUUUUUUUUUGUUUUUUUUAAUGAACUAAUAUAUUUUAUAGCUAAGAUUUGUUUCAAGGUAAUGACUACCCAUCUGACAUGGCCGGGAUCGCUGAAGUGUCAAGGCAGACAACUGUGGGGUAAGAAGAGGAAGAAAAUGGGUUUGUUCCCACCCAGUGAUUUAUCCAGGAUGUUUUGCCAUGGUCCCAUGUCUGAUGGGGUUGGAAAUAUUAGCACAAGUAAUGAUGCAGUACACCACUGUUAAAAUAAUUUGUUACAACAGACAUAUAAAUAUUAUAGACAUUAAAUAUAUUUAUUGGAAAUUUUUAGCAUAGAAAUUGGAAAUUUUCAUUGCUGGUUUCUUUUGGGAAGCAGCCUAUCUUCGGGCCCCUUGAAUCUCCCCAGAUGAAACACCUGAUAAGGUAAUACUAAAAUUGGGGAAUGAUUGUUUAAUUCAGCCAUUCAUUCGUAUACUCGACUUUGAUAGACACCCCAAUAUAUUUUUCAUGCUGGGGUGUCAUUAAAUAUUUAUUCUGUUAAAGUUGGUCCAUAUAUACUGAUAAAAAGAAAUAAGGGAACACAUCGAAUUGUAGACCAAAUUUAAUUCACUACUAGGGUAAUAAUACCAAGUUGUAAUGUGGGAUUGAAUGUCUGUAGUGUUGAAUGAGCUGCCUAUAUGUUUCCAGUCAACUUCUGACAAUAUUAAUUGAUUUUUGAUGCAGUCAUUGUUUCUUGUUGCUAUCUGUGUGCUCCUUUAUUUCUUUCCAUCAGUAUAUAUUGUUGUACAUUGACAAAACACAUCACCCAGGGAUAUAAAACUUCUUGACAAAAACAAGAUACUGGUUGGAUGGAUGUCGUUUAAGAUGAAUUAACUUUAAUGUGGUAUAAAUAUGGCAGGGCUCGUUGAGAUAUAAAUUACCGUAGGUCGGAAGCGUCACCGAUGGCACUUUCCUGCCACUGGUUAAACAUGUCUGCCGUCAGUAAAGCUCCUCAACAAUCGCAAACUGUAUAUACCUAGUGUAUAUCGGGGCUACCUCUGGGUCCACAGAAUUUUUUUCUAAAUUAUCCAUUAAACUUAAAAAAUAGCAGAAACCCAGUUUUAUUUUGUAACAAGAUGUUAAUUAUUAUAUGAAAUUAUUUUGCCGAAUUAAAAUAAAAUUCGGCAAUUGUUUUUUAAAUUCGCAGUUGGCGAAUUUGGCGAGUGCCAGAGCUAGCUUUGUAUUUUAUCUGCUAGUAUUUAACAUUAGUGCUUUUGAAAUGUCGAAAUACAGUUAAAUAACCUUUCAGUGAUGUUGAUUUGCUGCAAAAGUUAUUCUGAGGAAAAAACUGCCAUAGGCAGGCUCAAAAUUGCUGUUAAUGGACUGUUUCACCCAUGACAAUAUUUUAAAAACAUUGCUACAGGUAGCACAUUGUUACGUUCAAGCUUUGGUGUGGUCUUGAAAAUGUGCCCAUUUAGUAGAAUAGAUGUAGAUAAAUAUCUUUACAGACAUUUUAUUUCAUUCAGGUAGACACUUUUGAUGACAAAUGCUAAGUAGUCUUGGGCCAUUUUAUAUAUCAAUCCUAGAGCACGUUGAUGAUGGCAUUUUAAUCUUCUUGUGUCUUACUUGGGUCUAACAUGUGACAUUGAAAAACUUAAUGUUUUAUGAAAUAAUUAUUGGGUGCAAAUAUGGGUUAAACCUUUUUUAAUGUAAAUGUUUUAAUGAUUAACAUUUCUUUGUUGUAGAGUAUUAUUGACAAAUCUAUUAAGUGGAUUUAAAUGAGUAAUUUAUAUAGUAAUUAAAAUAGAAAUUGUGUUGGAAAGUGGCAUUUGUUUAUUGUUAUUGUUACUGACCAGUUUAAAAUUAUGUAUCAUGAUUAAUACAUGUACUGGUAGACGUAUUUGACAAAACUGUUAGGAGGGAGUGUUGUACACAAUUUAUGUGAUUUGCAGCCUAGGAAUAAUUGCUCUUGUCAAAUAUAAAUUUAUCUUUACUUUUUGUAAAAAGUGUUUUCACAAAACAGACUGGAUCUGAUUGUAAAAGCUGAAUAAUAUAGUUUUCAUCUUUUUAAAGUUCAGCUUUUAUUUUUAAAUUACUAUUCCUACAUAGUUUGGUUUUUUUUUUUAAUUCUACUUUGUAAAUCUGAAUGACAAAACCUUAGUACAUGGUCUGGGCCAGAUCUCUGCAUUAUGCAGAGUUGAAUGGCCAUUGGGCAAAAUAGUUGUUGAUUCUAUCAAUCGUUAUCUCAAGUGCUUACUUAUUUCUAAAUCAACCCUAUCUUUAUCUCAUCAACCCACAUGUUUAUCCAUGAAACACAUUCUGCCUCUUCUCAAAUAUAUUUGACUUGUUUCUGAGCCAUCACCAUUUGUUUAGGCCUUACUUUUAAAUAAUAGGUGCUGAUCUCUUGUUAAAUGUUUAUAGGAUAUUAAAUGAGCUUCCAUUUCGUAUUAUGUUUAUGUCCCGAGUGAAAUAAUGUUCAGUUGUCACAAGCUUUAGUGAAUGGCAAUGAAAAUUAUUUCAUGAGGGACAUGAUACGAAAUUGUGGCAAGUUUAAUAUCAUAUUUAUUACCCAUAAUCGAUCUUAACUUGUAUCACUCAACUCGUUUGGUUGACAUUCCUGUAGUUGUAGUGCGUCACUAAGUGUUAUGUCCCAUUUGGCAUUCAAUUCGGAUGUUUCACUUUGAUAUGUACCCAGAUAUUUUUAACCAUGUGGGUAAUAAAAUAUUUUAUGCCUCUUCAUCCAUCCUGUAUGAAGUUUGUGUGUCUCAUCUGGUCCACUGCUUCUGAUUGAUGUCAUGCCAAGAUGUGUAUUUUUACUGAAGGCCAAUAACUUGAGCAGUACUAAAUAUUCAGUCCUUAAAAUGUUUUGGAACUGAAUAUUUAGUCUGUAUAACUAGAGUCCAUGAAAAACAACCAGCUUCGAGGGAUUCUGGAUUACAGAAAGUCCGGUUUUCAGAGGUUUCACUAGAUUAGACUUCAUUUCAUGAUUUCUUAACCAUAUAAUUUCAAUAUUAAAGUCAAAUAUAUAUUUGCUAUGUAUUACAACUGCAUGUAUUUAUUUGAUUUAUAGUUUUAGUUAUAUGUUUUACAAUUACAUGUAUUACAACUUUGACAUAUAUUUUUGGAAGAACUGUGUAAGUAUAUUUUUUAUUGUAUGUUAUUAAUUCAGAACUGACAGUUUAAUUCAAAGCAUUGUAUUUGUUAUCAGAGAUGAAAGUUAAUAUUGGUGGUUGGGUACAGAACUUGGCUUUAGGGUUAGAGAUGCACAAUGGUCUAGAAUGUUGGCCUUUAUUAAAAAAAAACCAUAUUGUAUGUUUUGGAAAGACAGUAUGGAACAUUUUCAACAGACAGUGGAAAACCCGGAAUGAAUGUACAGACAAUUAAAAAUUCAGAAUUUAAGAUAAAUCAGAAAACUGUCAUCUCCGAUUAUAAAUAAUGUUUGUUUUGUUACAGUGAUCAUCAAUUGUUGGCUUUCACAUCCAUCAUUGUGCACAAAGGUGGAGAUAUCAAUGUCUAAUCUGUUCUCUCUUUUUUUUUACAUACCUGAUUGAUAUUGAAUAAUAGAUACACAAGAGAUUGACCUGCACUUGAUAUUUUAAAUCUUAUGAUACCACAUCUCAUUUCACCCCACCCAAAAACAGGUUAAUUUUUAUUCCUCUAUUUUAUGUAAUUUUACUUCAUUUUAAAACAUUUUAUGUCUAUUAAAAAGUGAAAAUAUCUCUGACAUUGUUCAAGUCUGAUGGUGUGAGCCAGUGGAUUGCUUUAAUAUUUGAAUUGUUGCCAUUUUCAAUCAAAUAUGUACUUUUAUAAUUUAGUAUUUUUAAAUGUAAAAAAAAAGGAGAGUAUAGUUAUAUGUAUUUUUAUAAUUUAGUAUUUAUUUUUAAAUGUUAAUAAAGAAGGUGAGUUAUCUGUGAUAUCAUUAUUCAUGGCAUAUACAUAGUUCGUACUAAUAAACUGUUUCAUAUC
Gigantopelta aegis is the source of this 13987-nucleotide messenger RNA. RefSeq lists its product as uncharacterized. Gene Ontology annotation, molecular function: protein binding. The transcript is spliced from 39 exons. The coding region runs from base 38 to 9931 and encodes 3297 amino acids. The record is from RefSeq and is a predicted model, not a curated record. NCBI's taxonomy places the organism in Eukaryota, Metazoa, Mollusca, Gastropoda, Neomphalida, Peltospiridae.